GAGCUUCCACCUCCCAGUCGCAUUUGUACAUUCAUCGUGUCAACAAUUCCCAUCAGAGUGUUCGCUCGAUCACAGAUUCGAAGCGCGAUCGAAGCUUUUCAUUGAGGAAAAAAAAAUAUCCCCACACUUCAGUUCAAAAGCAUUUGCCGUUCAAGAGUUCCAUCUUGCUCAAUACUCAAAGAUUUUAAUUUGACUCUUCAUCGAGCAAUCUCAAGGAGAAAAGCACAAUUUUGCUACACGGCACAAGCUUUCAAAUAAACGUGAGUGUUUUUUAUUCCGUGUAGUUCAGGUGAGAAAUUACAAUUCUAUGCUUUACAAUAGAAUUAUUAAACAGCAAAUAAAUUAAACAUCUGUAAUUUUGCUAAUAAGCUGCGAGUUAUUGACAAAAACUCCAAGAAGAUGAUGAUGAAGUGACGCGAGACAGUUUUUUGAGAUUUUUCAUCAAUUUGGAAAAUAAGGAAAAUCAUGGGAAAAUCUUCCUACAAUGUAUCUGAGUUCAAAAAGGGUGAAAAAAGUGCUGGAUCAGUGGAGGAAGUGAGCAAAUUCCGAAGGUAUCUCCCACAGAUCCUUGCGAGUACAGCUAAGAAUUUUCUCCUUCUGGACCUCGGACUCAGUGUUGCCUUCCCUACGAUUGUAAUCCCAGCCCUGCGUGGAACGCUGGAAAAUUUGGAUCCAACGGAAAACCUCGCGAUUACCGAAGUUGAAGCAUCAUGGCUGGGAUCGAUCGCGUUCAUUUGCCAACCCGUUGGGAGUGUUUUGUCGGGAUGGGUUACUGAACCGCUAGGACGGAAGCUGUCAAUGAUUCUCGUCAAUAUUCCCCAUAUUAUUGCCUGGAUCAUGCUCUACUAUGCAAAUUCACUCCCUGAACUGUAUACAGCUGCUGUUCUUCUGGGUCUGGGUGUGGGUUUCAUGGAAGCCCCUAUUAUCACCUACGUCGGAGAGAUAUCAGAACCGUCUAUUCGGGGAAUUCUAACUUCCUGUGCGGGAGUCUCCGUAAUGAUGGGUAUUUUCAUAGUUUACUUCUUGGGAACAGUGGUCACAUGGCGAGUAGCAGCUCUAAUAUGUCUAGCUGUGCCCCUAUCCACCCUCAUUGCCAUUUGCUUUGUGCCUGAGACUCCGUUGUGGCUGCUCUCAAAGGGAAAAGUUGAGGAAGCUGAGAAAUCCCUUCAGUGGCUCCGAGGAUGGGUGAGCCCAGCAGCUGUGCAGGAUGAAUUCAAGGAUCUGCAGCAGUAUUCAGUCAACAGCAACAAAUGCGCACCUUGCCAGAAGAAGGGAGUAACUUGCACUCAUCCACCGGAGACUCUCCUUCAGCGUGGGAAGGAACUUUUCCGGCAUCGUACAUUGAAGCCAUUUGCCCUUGUUAUGGCCUUAUUCUUCUUUCUCAAUUUCACCGGAUCUGCCUCAAUGCGUCCCUUUAUGGUACAGAUCUUCCAAGCCUACGGGACACCCAUAGAUGGAAGUCGUGGCAUUGUAAUUAUGGGCCUGGUAGGCAUCAUUGCGAAUAUCAUUAUGUUGAUCCUGGUGAGGAAGUUGGGAAAACGCGGAGUCUAUCUUAUAUCCAUGGCUGGAACAACUAUUGCAUGUCUUGGGCUGGCAUUCUACGCAUCUACUGUCCUUCCGUCCGAUUGGAGUUCCUUCGAUAAGCAUCUUGAUUCAGAAUUCGCCGGUACAGGAACCUUCCCGAUGAUCAUGUUCUUCCUCAUGUCAUUCUUUUCGAGUUUUGGAAUCUCCGCCAUCCCAUGGAUGUUACUCAGCGAAGUCUUCCCAUUCAAAUCCCGCGGUAUGGCUACGGGAAUAACGGCCGCCCUGAACUACAUCAUGGCCUUCCUGACCACCAAAACCUAUCUAAAUGUAGAGCACAGCUUGGGACUGGAUGGAGCAGCCUGGUUGUAUGGAUGUAUAGGUGUUGUGGGAUUCGCAUUUACCUGGUUCUGCCUUCCGGAGACGGAGAAGCGAACACUCGAGGAGAUUGAGAUGCAUUUCUCAGCUAAAGGGCAGAAAUUUACAAAAACCAACAUCCAGAAAAAGCUUCCGGAAGCACCGGUUGAAGUGAAAAUUGAAGGAAAGAUUGCGAACAGUAUGACGGCAUCAGUUGAGAAUAUGGGCUGUGAUAAUAGAGGGUUUGAGAGGUGAUCCAAAAGGGGGGAUAAGAUCUGUACAUUUAAAUACAACUAUCAUUCGCUCGGAGAUAUGUUCUGGGCAGCACA
Lutzomyia longipalpis is the source of this 2207-nucleotide messenger RNA. RefSeq names its product facilitated trehalose transporter Tret1-like. Gene Ontology annotation, biological process: transmembrane transport. Bases 466 to 2133 code for a protein of 555 amino acids. The transcript has 5 exons. NCBI's taxonomy places the organism in Eukaryota, Metazoa, Arthropoda, Insecta, Diptera, Psychodidae. The record is from RefSeq and is a predicted model, not a curated record. Gene Ontology annotation, molecular function: transmembrane transporter activity. Gene Ontology annotation, cellular component: membrane.